AUGAAAACUAAAAAGAUAAAUUGUUUUGAUGUUGAAGCAUGUGAUAAUGCUUUAUUUGAUUGUGAAUAAAUAAUAAAAUCCAAAUCAAAGUCAAAGACAAAGUCAAACACGGAAUUUACCCCUUUAGAAGUUCAGUACUAGGAUAUUAAAAAGGAUUAUCCACAUGAUCUUGUUUUACUUUAAAAGGGCAAUUUUUUUUUGGCAUAUUAAGAAGAUGCUCAUUUUAUUAGGAAUUACAUUGAUUUAUAAUGGAAAAUUCCAAAUUAUUAAGUUGGAUUGAAUGAAGCAUCUGUUAUAGAACAUGUUCAUACACUAAUAAUGUAGACAGAUAAAAAAGUUGUUUAUUGUGAAUAAUCUGUUUUUUAAAUGACUUCUAACUAAUUGCGUGAUCGUUUUAUUACUGGAAUCUAUAGCAAAGGACUUAUAGGUUUUGGAAUAUUAGGAGAGUUCAUAGAAAAUAUUGAUACUAAUUAUUUAGUUUCACUUUACAAGAAUGAAGCAAUAGUAUUAGACACCAUAAGUAAAGUAGCUUAUAAAACUAGUGGUGAAAAUUUAAAUUUGAUUAAGAUUACUGAAAUAAUUACUAAUGAAAAAAUAAAAACCUUAGCUAUAAAAAAUGCUGCAAAAGGAAACAAUGCUUUUGAGUAGCUUGAAAUGUUCUUUAAAGAAAGGUUUAUAGAUGGAAUAUCAUAGAUUACUUUUAUUGAUAAUUUUCCAUUACUUUAAAAAUUCUGUUCAAUAUCUGAUAAUUCAAUAAAAUAAUUAUUCUUUAGGCCAUUAAUUUAACCAGUAACUAAGGAAGGAUGUAGAAAACUAUAGAUGACUCUAAGAAAAAUUCCAAUUGAUGGUAUAUAGGACAAAUAAUUAGCUUAACAAGAUAUGAGAAAUCACUCUGAAUGUAGAGACAGUUUCUUAGCUGAAAUAAAAAGAAUUGGAUCUUUGUAACAUUAAAUGGCUAGAGUAUUUAAUGCUCCAAAAGAUUGUUUUAUCUUAAAAUAAUUCUUAAAUAAUAUUAAAUAUAUUCUAGUGUAAUUAAAACAGAAGAUUUAUAUUAAUAAAUAAAAUUAUCAAAGCGAAUAAUUAAAAAAUUUAAAAGAAUUAAAUGAUGUGAUUUUACAAAAAAUAUGUUCUUAAUUUUUAUGGGAAGGUGAUAAUCUUGAUGUUUUAGUUCCUUAAAAUGAAGGAAGAAGUCAAUACAAUAAGAUAUUAGAUGAUUUAGAAUAAACAGAAGAAGAAGCUAAUGAUGAAUAUCUAAAAAUAAAAAGUUAAUUUUAUUAAAAUGAUCCUAAUAUUACUUAUUAAAAAUUUGAAAUUGAGAUGCCAGAAAAUUAUAAAACACCUUCUUUUUUAUUGUUUUCAAAUUAAAGAAAAGGAUACAGAAAAUAUACUACUUAAUUUUUUCAAAAGAAAUAACAAUAACACAUAAAACUUUUAGAUUAGUUGAAAAAGUUUAUUCAUUUAUUCUAUUAACAAGUUAUUGAAAAUAUAAUCUAAAAUAAGGAGUAUUUUUAAGAAAUAAUAAAUUAAAUAAGUGAUUUAGAUGUUUUGAUAGCAAUGUCAAAAUAUUUAGAAAAUAUAUAACACAAAUGUCUUCCAAAUUAAUCAGAUUAAAAUCAAUUAGUUUUAUAAGAUUUUUGUCAUCCAUUAAUUUAAAACUGUAAACCUAAUAGUCUUUCAAUUGAUAAAUGUAUUAUUCUUACAGGUUAUAAUGGAGCAGGAAAAUCAACUAUUCUAAGAUCUAUAGGAUUACUUGUGAUUUUAGCUAUGCUAGGAUGUUAUGUUCCGUGUUCAUAUAUGAAAUUUAAAACCUUUAAUGAAAUACAUUGUCGCAUGGGUGCUUAUGAUACAAUAAGAGAAAGUACAUUUUAUGUAGAAUUACAAGAAGUAAGAAGAAUGAUUGAUACAUCAAAUAGUUUAUUAUUAAUUGACGAAUUAGGAAGAGGAACAAGUUCAAUUGAUGGUCAUGCUAUAGCUUAUUCAAUUUUAAAAUAUCUACUCAAAUAAAACAGCAUGAUUUUAUUCAUUACUCAUUUUGAUAUAACAUUAGAUUAAGUAGUGUAUUAUAUGGAUAAUUAUGAAUUGUAGAAAGGACAGAUUAUUAAAGAACUUACAUCUAAAAUAUUAAUAUGA
Messenger RNA from Paramecium sonneborni, 2130 nucleotides. The record is from the annotation of a GenBank genome assembly. NCBI's taxonomy places the organism in Eukaryota, Ciliophora, Oligohymenophorea, Peniculida, Parameciidae.